AUGAAGCAUCGUUGGCGAGCUGAAGACGAUCCUCGCGACAGAGACUUGAAUCGAUCGCGGGAGAGAGACCGACAUCGCGGCGACCAUCGUCCGCCAUCACCUUCUUUUGGAUAUUCUGAGGAUCAUCGAGGCCCUCAUCGAGAAAGGGACCAAGGAGGACGCGGUGGUCGUCGUCAAAGUCGAAAGUGGCAUCGAGACACGAAGACAUUUGGCGGCAGAAACCCGUCUUUAUCACCCACCCGUCCAGCCCACUCAAAACACCCGCAAGCACAGCAUUCAAGGCCGUUCAAAGACCGGCCCGGUCCGAUUCGCGAUUUCUCUCCCGAUAGACAUCCCAAACGCAGACGUACUCAGAGUCCUUCGCCUGCACCAAGUGACAGGUUUGGUUCCGACAGGCGGAAAUCUGGCCGCAGCCGUGACCCUGUAGAUAUUCACGAAAGGCGGUCGAGAUCACGUUCUCCUUUCAGACCAUCCAACGCAUCCAAGUCCGAUUCGGUCUCUCGGGGGUACAACUCAGACCUCAGAAUCUCGAGAGAAUCGAGUCCUCGUCGAAGACCAGAGAGACGAUCUCUUUCACCUCGCCCUUCGUUGAGACCAUCUCCAUCUCGCCGUGACGACUACAUCAGCCAUCGUGAAGCAUCCAGCAAAGAUUUUCGACCUCCAAAGCGGCCUGGAAAAGCCAGAGGUCGGCCUUUUCCUGUCGGAGGCCAACCGCGUUCAAGAACUCCGUCUGUAACAGACGAUAUUGACAAUCGCUCCAUGGAUGGACAAUACUCGACGCGUGGGAAUUAUGGCCAUCAUAGGGGACAACAGAGGUCUUUUGUUGAUACUAGGCAACAAUACAACGGAUCGCCACCUUACUCGGGGACGUCUAACAGCUCCUAUCAUGGGUCUCAAGCUGGCUCACCGUAUCACAAUUCCAGAGGCGGCUGGGGGGGUGGUCAAAGUCCACAUGGGCCUAUGCAUAGCUCCUCUCCACCGUAUCGACAGAACAAUUUCCCUGGGCCUGGUAGCAUGAAUAAUCCUAAUCCUUACUAUCAGAGCCAACAGUACUAUGGGUCGAACUCCCAAGGAUACCAGCAACCUUCUUAUCGGGGGGGGCAUGGUCGUGGUGGUCAUUACACUAAACAGGACCAGAGAUUCAACGGUCCACGCGGUCGUGGUAGAGGUGGUCAUUUCAACAAUCUUCAAUGGACUGCACCUCCUACGGGUCCUAAACGAGGCGGUGCACAAAAUCACGAUGCACAAAGUGGACACACACAUCAAACUUCCCCAGCGCAUUCACAAAAUGGCAGAGAAGCUCCUCCUGAAGAAGAAAAUCCCUACAGACCCUCGAAAGAUUUACAGGCCAAAGAUCAGAGGUCUCAAGCUCAGCAAACGCAGAGAAACGAUCAAUCAACAGCGAUAUCCUCGAAAUUCAGUUUUGCCUUCAAGUCAAAAGCUCCUCCAUCAGGUCCUGCUAGGCAAAAUACGGAUUUUUCUGCUAAAAUGAAAGGACCUUUCAACCCCGACGAACGAGGUCCUCCUACGCAGCCUGGAAGAAAGCCAUUUGAUCGAUUCAACCGGCGGGACGAUAGACCAGGUAAUCAGCGACCGCCCCCUCCUAGUUUCCCUCCACACUCCGACCGGGGAGCUCCUGCUCGGGCUGCAGAAUACCGUAGACCCGAACGAUCACGCUCCCCUCCCCUCAAGAAAUUCAAAAGAGAGAUAAAGUCGCGACCAACCUUGCCGCCUGAAUUUGCGGCUUCUGAUUCGGUGUACUAUCGCAAACCUGGCAACGAAUCCGUGGUUGGUGCUGGCACAUAUGGGAAAGUUUUCAAGGCGAUUCACAUCUACACAAAAGAUAAGGUGGCACUCAAGAAGAUCCGAAUGGAGGGUGAGAGAGACGGCUUUCCCAUCACUGCGGUGCGUGAGAUCAGGUUAUUACAACAUCUCAGACAUAAACAUGUCGUUGCCUUGCAGGAGGUCAUGGUGGAAAAAAAUGAGUGCUUUAUGGUCUUCGAAUAUUUGUCACACGAUCUUACUGGGCUGAUCAACCACCCAACCUUCACCCUGAGCCCAGCUCAUAAGAAAGACCUGGCAAGGCAGAUGUUUGAUGGUUUGGAAUUUCUCCACCGACGGGGCGUUCUACACCGAGACAUCAAGGCGGCGAAUAUUCUCGUUUCCAAUACCGGGCUCUUGAAAUACGCAGACUUCGGCUUGGCCAGAUUCUAUACCAAAUCUCGCAAACUGGACUAUACCAAUCGAGUCAUCACGAUAUGGUAUCGACCACCUGAACUCUUACUGGGCGAGACACAGUAUGGUCCUGAGGUAGACAUCUGGUCUGCGGCUUGCGUCUUUGUGGAGAUGUUCACCAAAAAGGCGAUCUUUCCUGGCGAAGGAGGUGAACUCAGCCAAAUCGAAAAGGUGUACAAUAUGCUCGGCACGCCGACCCGCGCAGAAUGGCCCAGCAUCGUUGACUUGCCGUGGUUUGAACUCAUGCAGCCCGCUGACCGGCGAAAGAGACAGUUCGAGAUGCUCAUGAAAGAUAUCUUCACGCCGGCCGGCCUGGACUUGGUGCAGUGGAUGUUCAAGUAUGAUCCCAAGAAGCGGCCCUCUGCUGACGAGGUGUUGAGACACGACUACUUCGUCAACGAGGAGCCGAAAUCCGAGCAGGCAACAGAACUCUCCCUCGUUGAAGGUGAUUGGCAUGAAUUUGAGAGUAAAGCAGCGCGACGAGAACGAGACAAGCAAGAAAAGGAACGCAAGAAAGAAGAGCACCAGCGUGAGAAGGAAAAGAGAAAGGCCCGCGAGGCGGGUCUGCCGGAGCCAGAUGGGUCUGACAAGAAGGUGAAAGUGGACGCCGCAAAUACGCCUGUGGUGCCACCACCUCCUCCAAAUGGGCAAGAUAUAGGUUCUACGACCCGGUCGGAGGAAGUCAAAAACGACGAUCCAGAUGAAUCGGAAGGCGAAGGGAGCGCACGAAUGAGUAUGUCUUGA
Molecule: messenger RNA, 2979 nt
Organism: Exophiala spinifera
Lineage: Eukaryota; Fungi; Ascomycota; Eurotiomycetes; Chaetothyriales; Herpotrichiellaceae
Exons: 2
Coding region: 1-2979 (992 amino acids)
Biological process (GO): positive regulation of transcription elongation by RNA polymerase II; protein phosphorylation; transcription elongation by RNA polymerase II
Cellular component (GO): nucleus; cyclin/CDK positive transcription elongation factor complex
Molecular function (GO): ATP binding; cyclin-dependent protein serine/threonine kinase activity; RNA polymerase II CTD heptapeptide repeat kinase activity
Source: RefSeq, a predicted model, not a curated record